Molecule: messenger RNA, 1896 nt
Organism: Dermochelys coriacea (leatherback sea turtle)
Lineage: Eukaryota; Metazoa; Chordata; Testudines; Dermochelyidae
Gene: PPIL4
Product: peptidylprolyl isomerase like 4
Exons: 13
Coding region: 255-1709 (484 amino acids)
Biological process (GO): protein peptidyl-prolyl isomerization
Cellular component (GO): nucleus
Molecular function (GO): RNA binding; peptidyl-prolyl cis-trans isomerase activity
Source: RefSeq, a predicted model, not a curated record
CCCCGCCCCUCUCCGCCCACCCCGCCCCCUUUUGCUCGCGCGUCACACCGCCCGCCCAAGUGAGGGCAGAGGGUGAGGCGGGCGGCGGCUUCAGUAGGGGUCACUGAGCACGCUCAGUUUGCACGGGCGCGCUCCAUAACUGCAAAGCCGAAAGUUGCAGCCUCUCCCCUUGCUUCUCCCGGAGGCGGCCGGGUGGGCGGGGACGCGCGGCGGGGCCUGGCGUGUUGUUCUGGUUCCGGGGCUCGGCGGCGGCCAUGGCUGUGCUGCUGGAGACCACGGUGGGCGACCUGGUGGUCGACCUGUACACGGAGGAGAGGCCCAGAGCUUGUCAGAACUUUCUGAAGCUUUGCAAAAUCAAGUACUACAACUACUGCCUCAUUCACAACGUACAGAGGGAUUUUAUUAUACAAACUGGUGACCCCUUGGGGACUGGCCGUGGAGGGGAGUCUAUCUUUUGUAAACUCUAUGGUGAUCAAGCUAGAUUUUUUGAGGCAGAAAAAGUGCCAAGAAUUAAGCACAAGAAAAAGGGAACCGUGUCAAUGGUGAACAAUGGCAAUGAUCAACAUGGAUCUCAGUUUCUUAUUACUACAGGGGAAAACCUAGAUUACCUUGAUGGUGUGCACACAGUGUUUGGAGAAGUAACAGAAGGCAUGGAUGUAUUAAAGAAAAUUAACGAGACCUUCGUUGACAAGGAAUUUGUUCCUUAUCAAGACAUCAGGAUAAAUCAUACAGUGAUAUUAGAUGAUCCAUUUGAUGACCCCUCUGGUUUAAAAAUACCUGACUGCUCCCCAGAGCCUAGCAAGGAACAACUAGAUAGUGGCAGAAUAAGAGCAGAUGAAGAAAUUGAUGACUUCAAAGGAAAGUCUGUUGAUGAAGUGGAAGAAAUUCAGGCAGAGAAAGAAGCAAAAACUCAGGCCAUUCUUUUGGAAAUGGUGGGAGAUUUACCAGAUGCAGAUAUCAAACCACCAGAAAAUGUGCUGUUUGUCUGUAAACUGAAUCCUGUGACCACAGAUGAAGACCUGGAGAUAAUAUUUGCACGAUUUGGGCCCAUUAAAAGCUGUGAAGUGAUUCGAGACUGGAAGACGGGUGAAUCUCUUUGUUAUGCUUUCAUUGAAUUUGAAAAGGAGGAAGAUUGUGAGAAAGCCUACUUCAAAAUGGAUAACGUGCUGAUAGAUGACCGGAGAAUACAUGUGGAUUUUAGCCAAUCUGUUGCAAAGAUUAAAUGGAGAGGAAAAGGUGGGAAGUAUACCAAGGAUGACUUCAAAGAGUAUGAAAAGGAAUGUGAUAAACCUUCCAAAUUAACUUUGAAGGAGAAAGUAAAGCUAAAUCAAGACGCAAAGUAUGACCUUGUGCUGGAUGAGGCGACAGAGGAGGCUAGAGCAAGUCACCUACACUCAGGUAAAAAACACAAGAAGAAAAAGCACCGCCAUUCUGACUAUGAAGAGGAUGACAAGAAGACCAAAAAAUCCAAGGACUCUGACCGACGAUAUGAAGAAGAAUGCUGUAGAGAGAAAAGGAAGAGUGAAAAGAGAGACCGACAUCAAAGUCGCAGUCGCAGCCAGUCUCGGGACAGAGACAGCCACUACAGUUCCAGCAAAUCUAAAGACAAAUACCGAGGAGAGCUUUGGGAAAGAGAGCGUGAUAAAAAGAGAGACAGAAGCAGAAGUCCUAAGAAAUCCAAAGAUAAGGAGCGGUCCAGAUACAGAUGAUUUCCCCUUCUCUUUUUAUAUUUGUAUAAUGCAUUGGAAACAACUGUGAGGGUACCAGAGCAAAGCUGUUUGCCAGUGCUGCUUGAUCUUUCAGUUCCAGGAGUGCCCAGUGUAAUGUGUAACCUUUGAUAGCGUAGAACACUACUUGGUUCUGGAUGACUGUCUCAAUAAAGGAUUUUGUAUUUUA